UUUGUGUGGCUGUAAGGAUAACAUAUCUUGCUUGGGCCAUUUCAGUUUGUGUGUUUGUGGGAUCUUGCCAUGUGAACCAGGAAUGCUACUCUUCUCACUAAAGAGGUAAAGGUGGAGAAGUGUUGGAAGUGGUCAGAGGUAAGUAUUGUUUCUCCAAGGUAAGUAGCACAGGUUUGUACUUGUGGUCGGAUAUUCAUGUUUGUCACUAGGUAUGUUUUCACUGUAUAUCAUAUUGCUUUGUAUUGUUAAAGAAAUGGUUAAUGCCCUUUUUGUAAUCCCGUCUGUAUUUGAGUUUGUCACCAGAGAGAAUAAACGGAUAUCAUAUUAAAGAGAUCCUCGUGUCACACUGUCGUUAAUAAAAUAAACUCAACGCAGAAGUCCACCGGUUACACACACAUUGUUCAUUACAUACAGACACCGUCAUACACCUGAUCCUGACAUUUACACCCUGUUAAAUAUUGGUUCAAUAUCAAGUCUCUACCUGCAUCACUGUAUUGAGUGUCAAUCAUGGUUAAUACCACUCCUUUUUCUAAGGUAUAUAAGGGCCUGUGACUCUUUUCCCUCCAAACUAAACCAAGCAAAACAGUGUAUUGAUUGACAGUCAUCAGCUUGUUCUUCUCCUCUGUGUCAGCCAAUCACCACCUCAGCAAAGAUGGCGUCAGUCUUCCCAUUUGCUUUGUUGCUCUGUUUGUCCAGUGGACUGUUGGCUGCAUAUGGUCAAGCUUGCUGCCCUAAUGGUUGGACUCCGUUUGGCUCUCGCUGUUUCGCUUUCUACAUCCAGACAAAGACCUGGAUCGAUGCAGAGACCUUCUGCCAGACCGCUGGUGGGACUCUGGCUUCCAUCCGCUCAGCUGAGGAACAUGCAUUCAUCAAAGACUUCAUUUUCCAAGUGACCGGUACACACAGAGCUUCCUGGAUCGGAGGCUUUGACGCAGUGAAGGAGGGUUGGUGGAUGUGGACUGAUGGAUCCAAAUUCAACUACAAAAGCUGGAAUGCGGGGGAGCCUAACAGCGGUGGAGUGGAGAACUGUCUUACGAUGAACUGGGGAGUAAACUGGAACGACUGGGUUUGUACCAACCAGGCUGCUUUCGUGUGCUCCAAGAACCUGUGUGUGUAACUCUACCACACCAUGAUGAUGCCUCUCCAGCUCAUCUCUAAUCUCUAUCAUUGAUUCCCUUUCAGUUUGUUCAGCAGACAGAAACAGCUCUCUGCUGACAGAUGACUCACUUUCACUUGUUUAUUAUCUGAAGAGUUAGGGAACAGUUCACAUUUGGGUUUAAAAUUAGACAGAAACUGGCUCACUGAGCUAGACAAAAAC
Perca fluviatilis (European perch) is the source of this 1318-nucleotide messenger RNA. RefSeq names its product galactose-specific lectin nattectin-like. Lineage: Eukaryota; Metazoa; Chordata; Actinopteri; Perciformes; Percidae. The record is from RefSeq and is a predicted model, not a curated record. The coding region runs from base 653 to 1117 and encodes 154 amino acids. The transcript is spliced from 7 exons.